Corythoichthys intestinalis (scribbled pipefish) is the source of this 6777-nucleotide messenger RNA. It is a transcript of the gene kcnh6a, whose product is annotated as potassium voltage-gated channel, subfamily H (eag-related), member 6a. Gene Ontology annotation, molecular function: inward rectifier potassium channel activity. Gene Ontology annotation, biological process: potassium ion transmembrane transport; membrane repolarization during action potential; regulation of heart rate by cardiac conduction. The transcript has 16 exons. Lineage: Eukaryota; Metazoa; Chordata; Actinopteri; Syngnathiformes; Syngnathidae. The record is from RefSeq and is a predicted model, not a curated record. Gene Ontology annotation, cellular component: plasma membrane. The coding region runs from base 442 to 4005 and encodes 1187 amino acids.
AAGCAGCAUAGAGUAGAUGGGACCAAUUUUGGGCCGACAUGAGCUUCUUGUUCAUCUGCGUACUUUCUUAGCAUACAAACUUGAUGGAGAAUGUUGGUAAACAAAAGGCACCAACUUCUUGUGUGUCAUUUCAAAUCUUUUUUUUUCCAAAUUGAAUUGUCACUAAAGUGUUUGAAAUCAACUGCACUAUAGUGCACUUUUCCUCCAUUUUUUAUUUUUAAAUCAGCGUGUGACAUCUUGCAUUCUCUGUCACCCUGGCAACCAGCCUUUACCAUCUUUAUCUACAUCCUCCUGGCAGCAUCAGCAUCAGCAUCUUCAUCCUUAUCCUUCUUCAGUUUUCCACGUGCAGUCUUGUGAAUUAGACUUCAAAUUUGGCGCUUCCUGAUGCCGAUUUAGUUUUUGCGGGAAGGUGGAUGUGUUGUCAUCUUCGUCGCUGUCAAGAUGCCCGUGAGACGAGGUCACGUCGCCCUCCAGAACACUUAUCUCGACACCAUCAUCAGGAAAUUCGACGAGCAAAACCGCAAGUUCGUGAUUGCCAACGCGCAGAUGAAAAACUGCGGCAUCAUCUACUGCAAUGAGGCCUUCUGCCAGAUGUUCGGCUUCACGCGAGCCGAGAUCAUGCAGCAGUCCUGCACCUGCCAGUUUCUGGUGGGACCCGGCACCAUGAAGAGCGCACUGGCACAGCUAGCUCAGGCCCUGCUGGGCUCCGAAGAGCGCAAGGUGGAGAUCCUCUACUACGCCAAGGAAGGAACGUGCAGGCCGUGCAUGGUGGACAUCGUUCCGGUGAAGAAUGAGGAAGGUGUUGUUAUCAUGUUCAUCCUGGACUUCCAGGAGCUUGUGGACCCCACAAUCAAGAAGUCUGGACUGAGGCAGCGAGUCAGCCAGGGCUGGCUCUACUGUCAGAAUCGCAGGUUAAAGAUGCGACUCCCAGUGUUACGCCCAAUGCGGCGGCAGUCGCUUCCCAAAGAUCAAUUUGAAGGUGUGGUAGUGGACUACCUGCAGCCCGACAAUGAGGACGUCCCCCUAAAGGAUUUCCGCAUCCCGUCCAAGGAGAGCUGCAUGCAGUCCGAGACAGAGGCCCUCAUAGAACAAGACCUGGAUCAGCCCACCCAUGUCACCCAGCCCUCAGCCAAGCACCGCUCUCUGCUGACAGACCGCCUGGAAACGGGCCUGCCAUUACCCCGGGGGUCCUUAUCCCGGAGCAGCUCACGACACAGUGUCCGCAGCCUGCGACGCGCCUCCUCACUGGACGACAUCGACGGGAAGAAAUCCGAAUUGAAUGCUGGGCCCGGUGAAACCCGGAAUAACAGUAAUCUGAAGCCGAGCGGCACAAAUUCUACUUCAGACUCAGACCUGAUGAGGCACCGAGCCAUCGGGCGCAUUCCCCAGGUGACGCUUACCUUCGGCUCGGACCGCGUCAGACCGCCAUCGCCCGGCGAGAUUGAAAUCAUCGCACCUAGCAAAGUCAAAGACAGAACACAGAAUGUCACUGAGAAAGUGACUCAAGUAACACAGGUGCUGUCGCUGGGUGCCGACGUGCUUCCCGAAUACAAGCUGCAGGCGCCGCGGAUCCACCGCUGGACCAUCUUGCACUACAGCCCCUUCAAGGCCAUGUGGGACUGGUUGAUCUUGCUGCUAGUCAUCUACACUGCCAUUUUCACGCCCUACUCGGCCGCCUUCCUUCUCAACGAGGUAGAAGAGGACCGUCGACGAACGUGCGGCUACACGUGCAACCCGCUCAACGUGGUGGACCUGGUGGUGGACGUCAUGUUCAUUGUGGACAUCCUCAUCAACUUCCGAACCACUUACGUCAACCGCAACGACGAGGUGGUCAGCCACCCGGGCCGCAUCGCCCAGCAUUACUUCAAGGGCUGGUUCCUCAUCGACAUCGUUGCCGCCAUCCCAUUCGACCUGCUCAUCUUCCGCUCUGGCUCAGAAGAGCCUCAGACCACCACGCUGAUCGGCCUGCUUAAGACGGCACGUCUGCUGCGUUUGGUGCGCGUGGCACGCAAGCUGGACCGCUACUCGGAGUACGGCGCCGCGGUGCUCUUCUUGCUCAUGUGCACCUUCGCGCUGAUCGCCCACUGGCUCGCAUGCAUCUGGUACGCCAUUGGCAACGUGGAGCGCACUGGUACAGCGCGCGUGGGCGUCCUGAAGAUCGGCUGGCUGGACAACCUGGCCGAGCAGAUCGGCAAGCAAUACAACGACAGCGACGCGGCCUCGGGGCCGUCCAUCAAGGACAAGUACGUCACUGCGCUCUACUUCACCUUUAGCAGCCUCACCAGCGUCGGCUUCGGGAACGUCUCGCCCAACACCAACCCUGAGAAGAUCUUCUCCAUCUGCGUCAUGCUCAUUGGAUCUCUGAUGUACGCCAGCAUCUUCGGCAACGUGUCAGCCAUCAUCCAGAGGCUCUACUCGGGCACGGCACGCUACCACACGCAGAUGCUGCGCGUCAAAGAGUUCAUCCGCUUCCAUCAAAUCCCUGGUGGCUUGCGGCAGCGCCUGGAGGAGUAUUUCCAGCACGCCUGGUCCUACACCAAUGGCAUCGACAUGAACGCCGUGCUGAAGGGCUUCCCCGAGUGCCUGCAAGCCGACAUCUGCCUGCACCUGAACCGCACUCUAAUGCAGCAGUGCAAAGCCUUCCGAGGCGCCAACAAAGGCUGUCUACGCGCUUUGGCUAUCCGCUUCAAGACCACCCAUGCACCGCCGGGUGACACCCUAGUUCACAGCGGCGACAUUCUCACCGCCCUCUAUUUCAUCUCCGGCGGUUCUAUUGAGAUCCUCCGAGACGACAUGGUAGUGGCCAUACUAGGAAAGAACGACAUCUUCGGCGAGUCGGUCAGCAUGUACGGCAGACCUGGCAAGUCUAGUGCCGACGUCCGGGCGCUGACGUACUGUGACCUUCACAAGAUCCAUAGGGACGACCUGAUGGAGGUUCUGGAUAUGUACCCCGACUUUGCCGACACCUUCUGGCACAACCUGGAGGUCACCUUUAACCUGAGAGAUGCAGAUCGAUUAAACCAGACAACCCCGAGCAAGGACUCUGAAUGUGGCUACCGUCGCACGCGGCGCCGCAGAGGCUCCCCACGACGCCGCAACCGACCCGAUGGCACGGACCGGGAGGACACGUACCCCGAACAAUCUUGCCCAUUAGCCAAUCGUCACCGGGUAGCCACGUCGCGCUGGGACGAGCAGUGCAGCAGCGAGACUUUUUCAUCCGAGUCUAGCGACGAAGAGGUGAAGCGUGGGAGGCGGAGCGGCAAGGGGGAGCUAUACGCCCCACCGGCGGGAGAUGCCAGAGAUUACCCUCCUGGUGUCAUGAACCUCCUGCCACACGCCAGACCUCCCCCUGGGAUGGGCAAGCCCAUGGACCUCGCUGGUCCACCAUACUCAGCAGCGGUUCCGGUCAGCGUUUCAGGACUUUACGGUUUCUGGCCGGAUCGCCGACCCAGCCAGUAUUCUGAGGCUCAGAGACGCUCGUCGUCAGCAGCCAGGGCCGCAGGCUUCCAGCCUGCACCCUGUUCUGACGAGCGGCCUGGCGAGCUUGGGUCCAGACUGGAAGUUCUGCAGUCACAGUUGAAUCGACUGGAGAGCCGAAUGACGGCUGACAUCACCGUCAUCCUACAGCUCCUUCAGCGUCAGAUGGCACCGGUGCCGCCCGCCUACAGCGCCGUGUCACCCAGCCCGCUCCCUGCUUCCUUAUAUGGUACAACGGCGCCACCCCCCUUGCGUGCUGUCCCUCCCAUGAUGGACAGCGCCGCCUCACUGCUGCAGAGUCCGGAGUCUGAGUCCAAGUCCAAGGACUCGCUGUCCAGCGGGAUCCACGUGACGGCCGCAUCUGACGACACAGUGUCACUGACCCCGCCCCGGCCUGAGGCCCCUGGGUCAUUGGACACCACCCGCCGCUAUCCGUCCCUUCCUGAGAAUCUGGAGGUCUCCUCGGAAGAGCGGGAGAUUCUGAGGCACGUAUCGGAUCCGAUCCUGCCGGGUAGCCCUGCACCCUAGAAGGUGAACUGGCUGCCACUUGCGGGGUGCGGACUCUCAUGUUCAUCGGUAUCGGGGACACACUGAAAAGAGAACGUUACGCCCCAAAAGUUACAAGAAUGAAUGUAAAACUGUGACUGCAUAAAAAGUGGAUCGUAGGUGGGAAAAAAAUAAAUAUUUCGAGUAAUCCCCCCCAAAAAAUGGCGAUUUUACAGCCAGAUUAUUUAAAAUUGUGCAUGGUGUUGCCGUUGCAAGAUAGGAAUGCAUGUUUUCAAGCAAAAGAAGUUGUGCAGCGAGAAUAUUGCAAAACAACGUCAGAAUUUGGUGAGGAAAAUUUACCCCCCAAAAGUUUAAUUUACAAGAUUCAUAGGCAAUAAUGUGGAUUCUGUCACAUAAUUCUAUUGUUUUACACCCCAAAUGUUAAAAAAGUGGAUGAGAAAAAAUAGGAACCUUAUGAGAAACUCAUGAGAUUCAAUAUUUUUUUUAUCUUUAACUUACUCAUUGCCAUUGAUAGUGAUAACCGUCAAAUCCUUUUCAAAUGAGAUGGCUAGCAUUGAGUGAUCAUGUUUCACCGUCAUUGAUCGAUCGAUUGAUGGCUGCCAACCCGCCAAGUCAAAAUGGAUUGCACGUCUAUCGCCGUCGAUAACGGCCAAUGAGUUACAGAUAAACUCAUUACAGGAUGUAAUUGAAAAUGUGAACAUUUUGGUUUCAUAAGGAAAGUUUUGCUGUGAGAGCAACAGAAAGCAAUAUUAGGUGGAAAAGUUCAGAUUCAUAAUUGUUCAAGUGUUGAGCAAAAAAGGGAGUUCUACAUGGAAUAAAUCAGAUUAUGAGAGUUAAGUUUAACAUUUUCUGGAUAAAUUUCCAUUUAAUAAGAUAAAAAUCUAUUUACAUAAUUACAUGUUUUUUUUUUUUUUAAUUAGUGCUUUAAAAUGAAUUUCAGCCUCAGUUUGGGUAUUUUGGCCGUUCGCAGGAAUUUUCUCGACUUUAUUCUCUUGAAUUUGUCCAUGUACGGUUCGAUUUUUUUUUCUCUUCAGUGUGUCCCUCGCACGCACAUGUUGCUCCUUUCCAAAACUUGAAAUUUUGAAACAUCUUCACCACGUUGCUUUCCACCUCACUGGAUUUGGGCUGUAAGCCUCUUUUCAAUACUCCACAGCGUCCUCUAGAGCUGCUGUGCCGCAUUUCACCCUCACCCGCUCUAUCCAAUCACCAUGUACACUGUCUUUUUGGGAAAGAAAAAAAGAAGAAAAAAACAUUGAAGAGAGGAGAUUAGAUGUACUGUAUGCUGGAACGCCAUGAUGGGAAGGACAUGGAACACACUUUUGCUUUAGCAUGAAUAUGGUUUGCACAUUUUUUUUUUACAGAGGUAUGCUUGAAGUAUACGUAAAAACAUGUAUGGUGAACACGUGAGCAUUGGUGGUUCAGUGGUAGAAUUCUCGCCUGCCACGCGGGAGGCCCGGGUUCGAUUCCCGGCCAAUGCAUCGUAAGUUUUUUUUUCUUUAAAGCUAGUUGUAGUCUGUACAAUGACAAUAUGCUAGAUACAAUUACACAACAAAACUACAAAUUUAUAUUUUAAUGGUACUUGCUCAUUCUACCAUUAGUAGAAUAGCAGUGACUUCAUCAAUAUUUGGACUACUUUCAUUAUCAACUUCAGAAAAUACCAGAUUUUUUUUUUUUUUUUUAUAAAUGAAUAACAUUUUUAUAUAUUUUGGAACGAAAAUUGUACUUUUUUUCUAAAAUCAAAACCUUUCCUCACCUCACUAUUUACAGCUAUUCUUAGUUUUCAUGAAAAUUUGUAUUUCCAACUUUUUCAAACAUUUUCUUGAAAAGUUUUCGCCAAAUAUUUGCUUCCUGUCAAAAAAAAAAAAAAAAAAAAAAAUUUUUUUUUUUUUUUUAAAGGGGAAAAAAAGAUUUUGUCACUAAAUAUGACUUUUUUCUCCCAAUAUACAUUAUUGUCUAGAAAAUGUUUUCGUAUUAAAAUCAGAUCUUGAGAUAUACAUAACUUUACACACGUAAUUUGAACAGUUUUUCCUCAUAAAGACUCCCAACUUUUUUCCCUAAAAUAUAUACUCAUACAGAAGUUUCUAUUUCGGAAACUUUUUAUAGUGAUUUUUUAUUUGAUUUUUUUUUUUUUUUCUUGGAAAAGAUAAUGAGAUUUUCCCUGAAAAAAUACAUUUCCAAUAUUUCUUGGAUCAAGAAUGUUUUUCAAAAAAGGUAUACAUGUACUAUAUAUAUUUUUUAACUUGAAAUAUACUUUUUCUUAGGAAAAGAUUUUUCAAAUAGAACUUCAAUAUUAAAAUUACAACAUAAAAGUUUAAAUACCGUAUACCUACAACUUUUUUUUCCUGACAGUAAUUUUUCUCACAAAAUACUUGAGAAAUAUUCAAAAAUGUUUUUAACUUUUUCAACCAAUUUCAUUUCCUAAAAGUCACAAAGCUUUCAUACAACUUAUUAACUCUUAUACAACCAAACUGUAUCACCCUUCCACUUUUAGUGUAGUCCUGAUACUCCUUUUAGACUAAUCUUUGUAGACGACUGCUGUGUAAAAAGAGUGAAUAGAUUUUGCUGUUGGAAGAAAACCAAGCAGUGUUGUCAUGAAUUUCAUCUCAUAUUAUACUUUUGGCAAUAAAACCCCCAUUUUAUUAAUUUGGACAAAAGAAAUCAAUUUCCUGGGAUAUUUGUUCUGAAACCUAGAGCCCAUAGAAUGCUCAAGCUAUUCAUCAAUGAGAGUGAAGAGAAUGGAGACUGUUCAUCAAAAGUGAAUAUAUGAUUAUUUUUUUAAUAAAUAUAUGUAUA